UCAGUCUCAAGAAGAUAUCCAGUGAUAUAAAACAUAGUGACGGUAACGAACUGCGGUCAAAGUAUUUGUCGGCAAGCUUUUACUUAUUUGCUGAUCCGAUGUGUGAAGAAGUGUACAUAUGUACUUGUAUUUCUUUAUCGGCUGGCGAUAUUGACUGCUAUCGUGCUUUUGUCCAGCAAAAUUACUACAAUAAAUCGGCAUAGGCUACACUCAAUUUUAUUCAUCUACUUUCCGUUUGUAUCGGUUUGUUGUGCGUUUCUCAGUAGCAACCAACAACGUAAAUGAAAUUACAGCAAAUGCUAAGUUAUAUUUUUAAACAAACAAGAUCUUCAAUAUAAGUUACAACAACAGUGCUUAAAUCACGUACAGCGAACAGUAAUCAGAGUUGAAAGCAACAGCUAAUAGUGCGCAAGCAGAAUGAAAGAAGGCGAUGGAAAUGAAAUGAAUUAAAGUAAAGCUUAAUAACCGGCGCGCUUAUUGUGAUAUUUUGCACAUUUAGAGCCAAUUCUAAGUAAAUUUUUCUCAGCUGUAGUAGCAGUGAAAAUGCAAAAUACAGGCACAUGCGAAAAAAUAAGAAAAAGUAAGCGGCAACAGCACAGCAAUAAAAGCAACAACAACAACAGUGUACAUUUAGUUGUUUACAAUUGAGGCGGUAAGUCGUCUCUGGAUCACCGAUAAACACAAAAACGUCUACCAAAAGAAUGAGAUACAAGAUCUGCAGAUUUAACUGUGAACCACUGAAGAAAUAAGGCACAAAAACUCAUACUUACAAUAACCAAUUGUAAAUAAAAUACACAAUCAUAAAUAAUUUUUCGACUGACUUUGAAUUAACCAAAUACGAGGAGGUAGUAGCAUAAUUAAGAAAAAAUGAACGUAAAGAAUUAAAACCUAAAUUUAAAAUAUACAAAUAAUUAAAACUUUUAAUAAAAAAUAUUAAAAUUUAAAAUUAAAGCAUUUACAUAACUAAUUGAAAAAAUAAUUAAAAAAAAUAACUAUAGCUAAAAGUUGGCAUAAAACCAGUUAAGAAUUUAAAGAAUCAAAGAAAUAAAAAAUAUACUUAAACUCACAAUAUUACAAGUACAUAAGCCAUAAGGAAAUUUUGUAAAAAUAUUUAACGCAGCAUAAAAAAUUCUCUAUAAAACCAACCUGCAAUUGAUGAAAAAUCACAACAGCAUCGAUGUUACAAGAAAAUAAAAAAAUUUUAACAUCAUUUUCGAAUAAUAAAAAUUAAAAAUUGAUGAAAACCAUACAAGCCUAAGGCACCAAACAAAAAAAAAAAACAAAAAAAAACCGGAGCAUAAAGUAAAUAACAGCUGACAAAAAUUGCAAAUAAAGUAAACUGAAUAUGAAACUCUAUUGAAUUACAAAUUUUUUAGUAAUGAAUUUAAUUAAAAUUCACUGCACGUCUUUAAUGAAAAAUAUUUAAAUAGAAGAAAAAAAAAACAAUUACUCUAUUGAAAUACAAAUUUUUUAGUAAUGAAUUUAAUUAAAAUUCACUGCACGUCUUUAAUGAAAAAUAUUUAAAUAGAAGAAAAAAAAAACAAUUACUAAUUACAGCACAAAAAAAUUUAUAACUAAAACUUAUAAUUUUUCAGUGUAAUUUUCGUUGCAAAAUAUGUGAAGCUAAAUCGCACAUGUAAACCAAUAAACUAAAUAAAUUGACCAAAGUAAAAGUUUGUGAUAAUAAAAAAAACAAAAGUAAAAUAUUUAUUAAAUUAUUUAAAUUAAAAAGUAAAACUUCCUUAUAUCGAUAGCUUUGGCAUUGCAUUAAUGGUGUCUAAGAAUAUAACCUACACUUACACUACACUACAACAUCCUUUCACAAACACGAGCACAACAACACCACCAACAAAAACGGCUAAAGAAAAGACACGUACACUACACGUAACACUGGGAGACGAAAAGAUGGCGGUAGCAAAAUCAAUAAAAAUGUACCUGACCAUAUUCGUGGCGACCACCUGCAUCUACAUGGUGCUGUAUCAGUACCAUUCGUCGCGACAGCCGAUACCGCAAUAUAUAAAGAAUAAAGACAUUUCAGCUGAAGCGGAUGCUACUGCUAUCGCGCGAAAAUAUAAUUCAUUUUUAUGGUCACCAAUGUCGUUGUUUAGCGCGCGACAACCACAACAGCAGCAACAACAAGCACAGGAACAACAACGGCAACUGCAAGCAGAAGACGAGCAAGAACAACAAUCAAUCAGCGAAAAGCAAUCAAAUGCAACUACCUUCACAACUACGCAAACAGCCUCGAAUACAGCAACCGCACCACCGCUAUCAUCACCAUUACAAGUAGCCAUAACACAUAGUUCCACAUCAAACUCAUCUACAUCAUCUACAUCAGCAUCAUUAGCAUUAUCAAACUCAUCCACAUCCACAUCUACAGCAAUAGCCACAGCAUCGCGUUCCCUCGGCGCUCGCCAGCAAUUGCCUACGCGAAAUAAUGUGGCGGUUGACAAUUUGUUGAACAAGCGUGCUCAACUAGCAGUUAUUUUGAAUAGCACAACAACUACAACAACAGUUCGCACAACCGAGCGAGCAGAGAAAGUUACUGCUAACUCAUCGCAGGCGGUUUUGGCGGAUUCAAGUAUUUCAUCGCGCGCAGCUGCUGGAGCAGUUGUCAAAGACACACCUCCAUUACCCCCGCCACUGUAUAUUAUAACGCCAACCUACAAGCGCGUCGAACAAUUGGCGGAAUUGACAAGACUCGGUUAUACGUUAAAGCAUGUGCCGAAUUUGCUGUGGCUCGUCAUAGAGGAUGCGAAUCAAACGUCGCCGCUGGUGUUGCAGACACUUAAUCGCAUUGGUGUGCCUUUUGAAUACUUUCUAGCGCCCAUGCCGGAGGAGUAUAAACAUACGAAAAAGGCCAAGCCGCGUGGUGUUUCGAAUCGCAAUCGUGGCUUGGAUUAUAUACGCGCCAAUGCGACUAGUGGCGUCUUCUACUUUGCGGACGAUGACAACACUUAUGACAUCUCUAUAUUUGAGCAAAUGCGCUACACAAAGAAGGUUUCAAUGUGGCCUGUGGGGCUGGUCACUAAGUACGGCGUAAGUAGUCCCAUCAUACAGGACGGCAAAAUCACUGGUUUCUACGAUGGUUGGAUAGGCGGGCGUAAGUUCCCUGUCGAUAUGGCUGGUUUUGCGGUGAGCGUGAAAUUUUUGCACGAGCGACCGGAAGCAAAAAUGCCUUUCAAACCAGGCUAUGAAGAAGAUGGCUUCCUAAAGAGUUUGGCGCCAUUAAAUUUAACAGAAAUCGAGCUGCUAGCAUCCGAUUGCACAGAGAUCUUAACGUGGCAUACACAAACGAAGAAGAACUCAAAUGCUUCGGCGCUCAAUAUGACAGCGUAUGGCAGUACGAAUUUAGUGAUGCUGGAUAAAUUAUUAGUACGCACGUAACAUGGGUAAAAAAUAAGUAAAAGUGUGUUAGAAAAGUAAAACCGAAAAGAAGUAAGGCGCAACAGUGAAAUGCAAGCAAACAGUGAAGGCGCAAGCAAACUGAAAUUACCAAAAGAAGCAAAUAAAUAUUUAAAAGGCGUUGCAAUGCUUUAUCAACACUUUACUGCUGCAAACCCUUAUCAAUUCUGCAUAUGUGUAUGUGCGUAAACCAUCUUUAUUUUCUAUGUCUGUAGUUUGUAAGCGUAAUUUUCGACUUUGAUUUCCAAAAGUGUGAUUAAAUAAAGAGUGAGCACAAAAAGCGAAAAAUUGUAUGUAAAUAUAUUAGUUAGGCAUUUCGAAGUUGUACAACUAAUUUCUAAAUUUAAUUACUAUAAUAAACUAUUUGUAUGAUGCAUCCUUAUAUUUAAGUAAAACUACCAAAGCGUAUCUGUAUUUAGUCAUUGAUUGUAAAUAAGUUGACGUAGAAGGGGCGGAACCUCCAAUAUUUGUAUGACAGGGACAAUUAGUGUUAAUGAAAAUUUUGUAAAAUGCGCGAUUUUAACUUUAAUUAAAGUGAUAAUUUCGUAAUUUUGUAGCCUCAUAUCAUUAAGUGCGUAUGUAUGUACAAGUACACUAUUUUUUAAGUUAUUAUAAUUUGCGCUUUGAUUUAGCAACAACAGGUCACACAUAUAAGUAUACUAUCAUUUAUAAGUAAUAAAAAACUGAACGCACUGAAAUAUUGAAAACUGACAAA
This is a messenger RNA of Anastrepha obliqua, 4120 nucleotides long. Its product is annotated as galactosylgalactosylxylosylprotein 3-beta-glucuronosyltransferase P. The transcript has 10 exons. Gene Ontology annotation, molecular function: galactosylgalactosylxylosylprotein 3-beta-glucuronosyltransferase activity. Gene Ontology annotation, cellular component: Golgi membrane. The record is from RefSeq and is a predicted model, not a curated record. The coding region runs from base 1771 to 3387 and encodes 538 amino acids. Lineage: Eukaryota; Metazoa; Arthropoda; Insecta; Diptera; Tephritidae. Gene Ontology annotation, biological process: carbohydrate metabolic process; chondroitin sulfate proteoglycan biosynthetic process.